AUGGGUAUUUCUCGGGAUUCUCGCCACAAGCGCAGCGCCACUGGUGCUAAGCGCGCCUCCUACCGCAAGAAGAGAGCCUUCGAGAAGGGCCGCCAGCCCGCCAACACCCGUAUUGGCUCCAAGCGCAUUCACCUUGUCCGCACUCGUGGUGGCAACCAGAAGUUCCGUGCCCUCCGCCUGGACUCCGGUAACUUCUCUUGGGGUUCCGAGGGUAUCUCCCGCAAGACCCGUGUCAUUGGAGUGUCCUUCCACCCCUCCAACAACGAGCUGGUCCGCACAAACACCCUGACCAAGUCCGCCGUUGUCCAGAUCGACGCUGCUCCCUUCCGUCAGUGGUUCGAGGCCCACUACGGCCAGCCCAUCGGUCGUAGACGCCAGCAGAAGACCGCCGAGGUCACCGAGGAGAAGAAGUCCUCCUCCGUCGCCAAGAAGCAGGCUGCCCGCUUCGCCGAGUCCGGCAAGGCUGAGUCCGCCAUCGAGCGCCAGUUCGAGUCCGGUCGUCUGUUCGCCGUUGUUGCCUCUCGCCCCGGCCAGUCUGGCCGUGUCGACGGUUACAUUCUGGAGGGUGAAGAGCUUGCUUUCUACCAGAAGGCUAUCCGCAAGUAA
Molecule: messenger RNA, 606 nt
Organism: Penicillium nucicola
Lineage: Eukaryota; Fungi; Ascomycota; Eurotiomycetes; Eurotiales; Aspergillaceae
Product: 40S ribosomal protein eS8
Exons: 2
Coding region: 1-606 (201 amino acids)
Biological process (GO): maturation of SSU-rRNA from tricistronic rRNA transcript (SSU-rRNA, 5.8S rRNA, LSU-rRNA); translation
Cellular component (GO): cytosolic small ribosomal subunit; ribosome
Molecular function (GO): structural constituent of ribosome
Source: RefSeq, a predicted model, not a curated record